Messenger RNA from Daphnia pulicaria, 1157 nucleotides. RefSeq lists its product as uncharacterized. The record is from RefSeq and is a predicted model, not a curated record. Lineage: Eukaryota; Metazoa; Arthropoda; Branchiopoda; Diplostraca; Daphniidae. The transcript is spliced from 4 exons. The coding region runs from base 126 to 731 and encodes 201 amino acids.
CUUCCGACUCUGUCAACAGUCCCUUGUCAACAGUAGCAACGUCAGUGUCAGAGGUGGGAGUGAUCUAAGAAAAAGCUAAGCAAAGUGUCGCUAAGCAGACAUAUACAGAUAGUUGUGCAAACGAAAUGGCCGCACGUAAUGCCCGUUUAACGAGAUCCCAAUGGACCAUCACCAAUCAGUUGACUAUGCCGCUAAUAACAGUUGCAGACACCGGGAAAAAAUCAGUUCAUGGGCUCGUGGCGGUGGCGAUUCCUUUAACGAUUUUGCUCGACACUCUCUUCGUUGACAAAGUUGUGACAGAUAACGCAGGAAGGAGCAUGCAACGCGACCAGUAUCAAAUCUUCAAAAGUAUUGAGGAUGCUUUACAAAUAGCGGGGGUGGAUGGAAAAGCCUGUCUCCUCCAUACUAUCUGUGAAAUCCAGCGAAACCAACUAGCAAAAAACACUUUGGCCGGCGAAAUAGUUACUUUGCUACUGACGCCCAAGAGUGGAGAUGAAGGGUUCAUUGGAUUUUUCCAUGAUUAUUUGAUAGCGAAGAAGGUUGGGCGUUCACUCAACCAGUCCUGUGUAGAUUCGUUUCCACGUUGUCCUAUAUCACUCAUCGAUUUUUUCAGUUCGUAUAGUACAAGUGAGGUUGACCAUAUAGCUACCGAAGAUAGUUUCGUCAAUUUGAAGAAUCCACAUCUUGAAAUGUCUAAGAAAAUGGAGCACAGCAGCCAUUCUUCAAUAUAACAAAAAAUCUAACUGAUCAUGAAUUGUUAAUUGAAAAGGACGCAAUGUCUGUCGGAAAAAAGGAUCCAUUUUGGAAUGGAGAAUCGACUUUAAUACAGCAUUUUCUUUUUAAAAAAGACAAUUUUCUAGUACACCACAUUGUCCGUCUUGAAGAAGUAUUUAUCUUUGGAAAGAAGAACAAAAUCAACGGGAAGGCAUAUUUUUAUGUCAGUUUAUUUAUUUAGUAUAUUAUUUUUUUUAUGUCAUCUUGUCUUUGCGGUCUGAUUUGGAAAGAAGAGAAAAAGCUUCUAACUGCAAUGAAAUCGCUACCUUUGAAAAAUUGAAACGAUACUAUAUUCAUUAAUGAAUGUGUAAUAACUGCUGAAUUAAUUUAUUUCAAAAACCCAAACAAAGUUAAUUGUUAAAUACAAAUCUGAAUGGAAUCAA